GAUUGGCGGGAGGGACUCGCACCGACUAGCCACGUGGAAAGCCGAGUAUCACCAGAGCGCCAGUUGGAAUUCACGACCACCAAUGUUCUCCAGAUUAGCUCUGCGACUGCCUGCACGCCCGCUCGCGCGACGGAUAUCAACGACAUGUCCUCGCCAAUCAGAUGCUCUAUUUGUGCAUCGGGACACACCGUAUAACAAUCCCAAGAUUGCAUUUGAAUUCAACGCCGACAACCUGACGCGAGCGAAAGAAAUCAUUGCCAGGUACCCACCUCAGUACAAGAAAGCGGCGGUAAUUCCCCUCCUAGACCUCGGACAGCGACAGAACAAGGGAUGGACGAGCAUCAGUGUCAUGAAUUAUGUGGCAAAGCUCCUCGAAAUGCCGCCUAUGCGGGUGUAUGAAGUGGCUACUUUUUAUACCAUGUUCAACCGUGAACCGAUAGGCGAAAACUUUGUUCAAGUUUGCACGACGACUCCUUGUAUGCUGCGCGGUUCGACCGACAUCCUGAAUACCGUAUGCAAUCAUCUCGGAGGUAUACAUCCUGGCCAGACGACAAAGGAUGGCAAGUUCACAGUGGUCGAAGUGGAAUGUCAGGGCGCCUGUAGCAAUGCACCAAUGAUAGUCGUUGGUGACGAUUUCUACGAGGACUUGACCCCCGAAUCCACUAAACGUAUUUUGGACGCCUUUGCUAAGGGUGAAAAGCCUAAAGCUGGACCCCAGAGUGGGCGUCAAACAAGCGAAAAUUCGGCGGGCCUGACAGCGCUUACUACAAAGCCAUAUGGUCCUGGAGAGUUCUGCUCCCCUGAGUUUCAAUGAAUGUCCAGGUGUCAUUAAUAUAUACGGAAAGUCCUAAACCGAAUGUCCUUCCAUUGUGUGAUUUCAUGGCAGUGUUUCGAACGCCGUUGUCAAAGCAUUGGUAUCUCAGUCAUCUCCUUCACCGUCGUCAUAGCCGUAUACUCCCUCCCCUACUUCAGGAAGUCGAGUUAUCAUAAAUCUAGAGCCGACCAUGAGAAAUCAGCCGAUUCCAUAAUAAAGAAGCUUACGCGAUU
Molecule: messenger RNA, 1047 nt
Organism: Desarmillaria tabescens
Lineage: Eukaryota; Fungi; Basidiomycota; Agaricomycetes; Agaricales; Physalacriaceae
Product: thioredoxin-like [2Fe-2S] ferredoxin-domain-containing protein
Exons: 6
Coding region: 83-814 (243 amino acids)
Molecular function (GO): oxidoreductase activity
Source: RefSeq, a predicted model, not a curated record